AUGCAACAUGACGAUGUCAUCAAGACCGAAAUCAUUUCUUCGCCUUGUUUAUUGAAUCUUUCUUCCGUCUUCUUUUCUUUCCAUUUUCGCAUAGCUCCCUGCACCUCUGACAGACCCAGUCUCGUUUGUCGUUUACCAUUUCGUUCCUCCUUUUUACCGAACUCCUUUCUUUCUUUCUGUUGUUUACCUGGCCUUUUUCCCCCGCUAAAUCCUAUUUGUUUUUACUUUUUUCCCCCUUUAUUUCUCUCUUCUACUGUUAAAUCGUCCCUUUUUCCAAUUAAUGCCGCACUCCGUUCAUAUCCGUCUAUCUCUCUAUCUCAGUCUGUAUCUCUCUCUCUCUCUCUCUCUCUCUCUCUCUCUCUCUCUAUCUAUCUAUCUAUCUAUCUGCCUGAAUCUGUCCAUUGCUAUCUAUCUAUCUAUCUAUCUAUCUAUCUGAAUCUGUUCCUUCCUAUCUAUCUGAAUCUAUUUAUUCCUAUCUAUCUAUCUAUCUAUCUAUCUAUCUAUCUAUCUAUUGUGUCUUUUAUGCUUACUUUUUUACUCUGUCUGUUUCUUUCUCUUUAUCUAUCUAUCUAUUUUAAUCCUUUCAUAUCUCUCUGCCUUUCUCCCUAUCAGGCUAUGUCUGUUAUUUUCUUUCUCUUUUCAUUUCUUCUUUCUUUAUUAAUCUCUAUUUACAUGGAUAGCUGUAUUAAUUCAUUUCUUUCUUUUGUAAUCUAUCUAUCUAUCUAUUAUAGUCUGUUCAUAUCUAUCUAUUUAUUUAUCGCUAUCUCUUCAUAUCUAUCUAUCUAG
Messenger RNA from Acanthosepion pharaonis, 786 nucleotides. The record is from the annotation of a GenBank genome assembly. NCBI's taxonomy places the organism in Eukaryota, Metazoa, Mollusca, Cephalopoda, Sepiida, Sepiidae.